Messenger RNA from Ostreobium quekettii, 669 nucleotides. The record is from the annotation of a GenBank genome assembly. Lineage: Eukaryota; Viridiplantae; Chlorophyta; Ulvophyceae; Bryopsidales; Ostreobiaceae.
AUGGCGGAUACAAAGCAUGCGCCGGCGGAUCGCCCGCCGGCGGUGGCGCCGGGCGGGUCCCGGGCGGAGGGGGCGAACGGCGACGCGGGCGCCGCGGCCGAGACGGGGCCCGCGGGCUUCUGGGAAUCGCUGCUGAGCUUCAGAGACUUCAAGAACAGCCUGAAGCUGCGCAAGGAUUAUAAGCUCAAGGAAAAGCUCUAUAUGACGGCUGGGGGUGACUACUGCUUUCAAACGCAAAGGUUCGACCCUGUGUUGCAGCUCACAUACAAGUUCAAUGACAAGCUGCGCGCCGACAUCACACCACACGCUGUGACCUUGCAAAGGCGCUGCAAACUGGAGUAUGCUGGUGUCUGCCUGAAUUUGACACCAAAUAUGAAGAUUAACUUUGCAAAGAGAGACAAGAAGCAAUCAGUCAAGCUUGGGGCGACUGUGAACAGUCUGCGACCUAUCCAUGUCGUUGUUGGGGUCAUGGCAAUAGGACUCUUGCGGGGCAACGCGCUGAAGACCUCGAAGCAGAUGAAAAUCCCCAAGCUGUCAAAUGUUGCGGCGGAUUACUCCCGUGCUGAGUGUCAGGGUCGAUUCGGCUUGCAAACGAAUGGAGUGUCCGGACUGGGCCUGCACGUGAGCGAGGUGAAUUUGAUUCUGCGCGUUGGACCGCCUGUUGAAUGA